Molecule: messenger RNA, 5019 nt
Organism: Arctia plantaginis
Lineage: Eukaryota; Metazoa; Arthropoda; Insecta; Lepidoptera; Erebidae
Source: the annotation of a GenBank genome assembly
AUGUCUCGCCCGCCACGCCGGACGCCAUCGGAAUUCACGGUCGGAAUACAGGGUAUUGAAGCGAGCAUGAACGAAGGUGUGCCGAUGAUGUACCACGGGAACGGGGGCUUUGGAGGCCCCGGCCAAAUGUUCCUGAUGAGUGGGCAGGCCGAGCGCACAACGCGUCACUACCCGUUGGACGCUCUGCAGAACCUAAGCGGCUCGCCUGGUGGUCACAACACACCCCGCCGCUGGCAGCCCCGCCGCGAACGACAUCCCAACCCCAAGAAUGCAGACAAUACUGCAUUUGGAUAUGACUCUGAUGACUCCAGCCUAUCAAGCAAUGCAUCAGGCUCGAAUAAGUCAGGAGAGAAAGGUGAGGAGGUCGCCCGCAACUCAGAGCGCACGCACUACACAGGCGGGUGGGUUGCGCGGGAGUGGCGCGGGCGGCGUAGCCACGUGGCGCGCCCGCAGCGACGCAUCGCACCCGAGCGGUACCUCAACGGUUCCUACCCCUUCCAAGUUAAAUUCACGCCUGACGAUUUGCUCAACGGAUCCAAAUGGGACACAUUGUCACAAGAAAUUUGGGAUAAGUUUAUAAAGUCACAACAAACAGAAGAGACGUUUAGAAAGAAAAUGAAUCUUUGGAGAUAUCUUUUUAUCACAAUCAAGACGAUAUUCCCUCGCUACGGGCUCUACGUGGUGGGGUCGUCAAUGUCUGGCUUCGGCCUGGACUCGUCCGACAUGGACCUGUGCCUGUACGUGCGGCCUGUGGACGACCUAGACCCGCGAGCGCACGCCCUACUACACCUCAACUACAUCCUCAGCUAUAUCAGAAGUUUUGAUCCUAACGCGGAGUUGAUCCAGGCGAAGGUGCCGAUCCUGAAGUUCCGCGACUCUCGCAACGGCCUGCAGGUGGACCUCAACUGUAACAACGUCGUGGGUAUACGCAACACUAACUUGUUACAUUGUUACUCGAGGCUGGACUGGCGCGUGAGGCCGCUGGUGGCGCUGACGAAGCUGUGGGCGCAGGCGCACGACAUCAACGACGCGAGACACCGCACGCUCUCCUCCUACUCGCUCACGCUCAUGGCGCACGACAUCAACGACGCGAGACACCGCACGCUCUCCUCCUACUCGCUCACGCUCAUGGUCAUACACUUGCUGCAGUGUAAGUCGCUUUGUACCUUACUGACGAGGCUGUGGGCGCAGGCGCACGACAUCAACGACGCGAGACACCGCACGCUCUCCUCCUACUCGCUCACGCUCAUGGUCAUACACUUCCUGCAGUGUAAGUCGCUUUGUACCUUACUGACGAGGCUGUGGGCGCAGGCGCACGACAUCAACGACGCGAGACACCGCACGCUCUCCUCCUACUCGCUCACGCUCAUGGUCAUACACUUCCUGCAGUGUAAGUCGCUUUGUACCUUACUGACGAGGCUGUGGGCGCAGGCGCACGACAUCAACGACGCGAGACACCGCACGCUCUCCUCCUACUCGCUCACGCUCAUGGUCAUACACUUCCUGCAGUGUAAGUCGCUUUGUACCUUACUGACGAGGCUGUGGGCGCAGGCGCACGACAUCAACGACGCGAGACACCGCACGCUCUCCUCCUACUCGCUCACGCUCAUGGUCAUACACUUCCUGCAGUGUAAGUCGCUUUGUACCUUACUGACGAGGCUGUGGGCGCAGGCGCACGACAUCAACGACGCGAGACACCGCACGCUCUCCUCCUACUCGCUCACGCUCAUGGUCAUACACUUCCUGCAGUGUAAGUCGCUUUGUACCUUACUGACGAGGCUGUGGGCGCAGGCGCACGACAUCAACGACGCGAGACACCGCACGCUCUCCUCCUACUCGCUCACGCUCAUGGUCAUACACUUCCUGCAGUGUAAGUCGCUUUGUACCUUACUGACGAGGCUGUGGGCGCAGGCGCACGACAUCAACGACGCGAGACACCGCACGCUCUCCUCCUACUCGCUCACGCUCAUGGUCAUACACUUCCUGCAGUGUAAGUCGCUUUGUACCUUACUGACGAGGCUGUGGGCGCAGGCGCACGACAUCAACGACGCGAGACACCGCACGCUCUCCUCCUACUCGCUCACGCUCAUGGUCAUACACUUCCUGCAGUGUAAGUCGCUUUGUACCUUACUGACGAGGCUGUGGGCGCAGGCGCACGACAUCAACGACGCGAGACACCGCACGCUCUCCUCCUACUCGCUCACGCUCAUGGUCAUACACUUCCUGCAGUGUAAGUCGCUUUGUACCUUACUGACGAGGCUGUGGGCGCAGGCGCACGACAUCAACGACGCGAGACACCGCACGCUCUCCUCCUACUCGCUCACGCUCAUGGUCAUACACUUCCUGCAGUGUAAGUCGCUUUGUACCUUACUGACGAGGCUGUGGGCGCAGGCGCACGACAUCAACGACGCGAGACACCGCACGCUCUCCUCCUACUCGCUCACGCUCAUGGUCAUACACUUCCUGCAGUGUAAGUCGCUUUGUACCUUACUGACGAGGCUGUGGGCGCAGGCGCACGACAUCAACGACGCGAGACACCGCACGCUCUCCUCCUACUCGCUCACGCUCAUGGUCAUACACUUCCUGCAGUGUAAGUCGCUUUGUACCUUACUGACGAGGCUGUGGGCGCAGGCGCACGACAUCAACGACGCGAGACACCGCACGCUCUCCUCCUACUCGCUCACGCUCAUGGUCAUACACUUCCUGCAGUGUAAGUCGCUUUGUACCUUACUGACGAGGCUGUGGGCGCAGGCGCACGACAUCAACGACGCGAGACACCGCACGCUCUCCUCCUACUCGCUCACGCUCAUGGUCAUACACUUCCUGCAGUGUAAGUCGCUUUGUACCUUACUGACGAGGCUGUGGGCGCAGGCGCACGACAUCAACGACGCGAGACACCGCACGCUCUCCUCCUACUCGCUCACGCUCAUGGUCAUACACUUCCUGCAGUGUAAGUCGCUUUGUACCUUACUGACGAGGCUGUGGGCGCAGGCGCACGACAUCAACGACGCGAGACACCGCACGCUCUCCUCCUACUCGCUCACGCUCAUGGUCAUACACUUCCUGCAGUGUAAGUCGCUUUGUACCUUACUGACGAGGCUGUGGGCGCAGGCGCACGACAUCAACGACGCGAGACACCGCACGCUCUCCUCCUACUCGCUCACGCUCAUGGUCAUACACUUCCUGCAGUGUAAGUCGCUUUGUACCUUACUGACGAGGCUGUGGGCGCAGGCGCACGACAUCAACGACGCGAGACACCGCACGCUCUCCUCCUACUCGCUCACGCUCAUGGUCAUACACUUCCUGCAGUGUAAGUCGCUUUGUACCUUACUGACGAGGCUGUGGGCGCAGGCGCACGACAUCAACGACGCGAGACACCGCACGCUCUCCUCCUACUCGCUCACGCUCAUGGUCAUACACUUCCUGCAGUGUAAGUCGCUUUGUACCUUACUGACGAGGCUGUGGGCGCAGGCGCACGACAUCAACGACGCGAGACACCGCACGCUCUCCUCCUACUCGCUCACGCUCAUGGUCAUACACUUCCUGCAGUGUAAGUCGCUUUGUACCUUACUGACGAGGCUGUGGGCGCAGGCGCACGACAUCAACGACGCGAGACACCGCACGCUCUCCUCCUACUCGCUCACGCUCAUGGUCAUACACUUCCUGCAGUGUAAGUCGCUUUGUACCUUACUGACGAGGCUGUGGGCGCAGGCGCACGACAUCAACGACGCGAGACACCGCACGCUCUCCUCCUACUCGCUCACGCUCAUGGUCAUACACUUCCUGCAGUGUAAGUCGCUUUGUACCUUACUGACGAGGCUGUGGGCGCAGGCGCACGACAUCAACGACGCGAGACACCGCACGCUCUCCUCCUACUCGCUCACGCUCAUGGUCAUACACUUCCUGCAGUGUAAGUCGCUUUGUACCUUACUGACGAGGCUGUGGGCGCAGGCGCACGACAUCAACGACGCGAGACACCGCACGCUCUCCUCCUACUCGCUCACGCUCAUGGUCAUACACUUCCUGCAGUGUAAGUCGCUUUGUACCUUACUGACGAGGCUGUGGGCGCAGGCGCACGACAUCAACGACGCGAGACACCGCACGCUCUCCUCCUACUCGCUCACGCUCAUGGUCAUACACUUCCUGCAGUGUAAGUCGCUUUGUACCUUACUGACGAGGCUGUGGGCGCAGGCGCACGACAUCAACGACGCGAGACACCGCACGCUCUCCUCCUACUCGCUCACGCUCAUGGUCAUACACUUCCUGCAGUGUAAGUCGCUUUGUACCUUACUGACGAGGCUGUGGGCGCAGGCGCACGACAUCAACGACGCGAGACACCGCACGCUCUCCUCCUACUCGCUCACGCUCAUGGUCAUACACUUCCUGCAGUGUAAGUCGCUUUGUACCUUACUGACGAGGCUGUGGGCGCAGGCGCACGACAUCAACGACGCGAGACACCGCACGCUCUCCUCCUACUCGCUCACGCUCAUGGUCAUACACUUCCUGCAGUGUAAGUCGCUUUGUACCUUACUGACGAGGCUGUGGGCGCAGGCGCACGACAUCAACGACGCGAGACACCGCACGCUCUCCUCCUACUCGCUCACGCUCAUGGUCAUACACUUCCUGCAGUGUGGCACGUCCCCCCCCAUCCUGCCGCGCGCGAGCGAGGCGGGCCUGGCUCACGACGCGCGCCGCGUCCACAACCGCACCACGCUCGCUGAGCUGUUCCUGCACAUGCUGCGGUACUACGCUGACUUCCCGUACGACAAGAUGGCGGUGUCGGUGCGGCUGGGCGCGCGCGUGCCCGUGGCGGAGUGUCGCGCGGCGCGCGCGCACAAGAACGACCCGCACCAGUGGAAGCUGCUCUGCGUCGAGGAGCCCUUCGACCUCACCAACACGGCGCGCUCCGUGUACGACCCCGACACCUUCGACAAGAUCGUGGCCACGUUCCGCGACAGCCACGCGCGCCUGGCCGCGGGGCUGCGCCUGGCCGACGCGUGGCCGCAGCCGCGCCGAUGA